GCUGGCCUGCACCCUGUGCAAGCAGAAGACUCAAGACCUGCUUAGUUGCCUGAUUGACAAGCUAUGAGUUCUGUGCCUCUGCGAAUGACUCUGAAUGAUGGUCACUUCAUCCCUGUACUGGGGUUUGGAACCACUGUGCCUGAGAAGGUUGCUAAGGAUGAACUUAUCAAGGCUACCAAAAUAGCUAUAGAUGCUGGGUUCCGGCAUUUUGAUUCUGCUUAUUUGUAUGGAAUAGAAGAGGAAGCAGGACAAGCCAUUAGAAGCAAGAUUGCAGAUGGUACUGUGAAGAGAGAAGAUAUAUUCUAUACAUCAAAGCUUUGGAGCACUUUCCAUAGACCAGAAUUGGUUCGAUCUUGCUUGGAAGCAUCACUGAAGAAAGCUCAAUUGGACUAUGUCGAUCUGUAUAUUAUUCAUUUCCCAAUGGCUUUGCAGCCUUCAGAUAAGCUAUUUCCAAGAGAUGAGCAUGGAAAUCUGUUGGUGGACCCGGUGAAUCUCUGUGACACAUGGGAGGCUAUGGAGAAGUGUAAGGAUGCGGGACUAGCCAAGUCCAUUGGGGUGUCCAACUUUAACCGCAGGCAGCUGGAGAUGAUCCUGAACAAGCCAGGGCUCAAGUACAAGCCUGUGUGCAACCAGGUAGAGUGUCAUGUUUAUCUCAACCAGAGCAAAAUGCUGGAGUAUUGCAAGUCCAAGGACAUCGCUCUGAUUGCCUACUGUACAUUGGGAAGUUCACGAGACCCAAUAUGGGUGGACCAAAGCAGCCCAAUACUUUUAGAAGAUCCAGUUCUUUGUACCAUGGCAAAGAAAUACAAGCAAACACCAGCCUUGGUUGCCCUUCGUUACCUGUUGCAGCGUGGGAUUGUGACCCUGGCUAGGAGUUUCAAUGAGAAGAGGAUCAAAGAGAUGAUGCAGGUUUUUGAAUUCCAGUUGACUUCAGAGGACAUGAAAAUCAUAGAUGGUUUGAACAGAAAUUUAAGAUACAAUUCUGGAGAUUAUUUUCAUGGACAUCCCAAUCAUCCAUUUACUGAUGAAUAUUAACAUGGAGACCCUUUUCUGAAUUCCUACCAGAAGAUCUAUUUAUGCAUCAUGAUAUGAGACAAGUCUUGGAUACUGGUCAUUGAACACAUCACUUCUUAUCAGACCUCCUUGUCUUUGUCAAUUCACAGUCAGCUAAAGCUAAGUCCCCAGAGCUGUGUGAGAAGUUUGAAAGACAGCAUCAAGAUUAAAGAUACCAAAAUUUCUUACAUUU
Molecule: messenger RNA, 1246 nt
Organism: Microtus ochrogaster (prairie vole)
Lineage: Eukaryota; Metazoa; Chordata; Mammalia; Rodentia; Cricetidae
Product: 3-alpha-hydroxysteroid dehydrogenase-like
Molecular function (GO): oxidoreductase activity
Source: RefSeq, a predicted model, not a curated record